Messenger RNA from Knipowitschia caucasica, 975 nucleotides. The record is from the annotation of a GenBank genome assembly. Lineage: Eukaryota; Metazoa; Chordata; Actinopteri; Gobiiformes; Gobiidae.
AUGGAGCGGAGCGAAGAGAGGGACGUGGAGGAGACGGGAGCAUCACCGGCUCUGCGCUCUGCUCACGUUUUUGACCCCGGAGUGUCCAUCUGUUGGACCAGAGCGCCACAUCAGGUGAGGCAGUGGCCCCUGGGAGCCCACGGCCUGCUGUAUGAUCGUGGGUGGAUGGUGGUGAAUGUGAACGGAGUCUGUUUGAGCCAAAAGAGAGAACCUCGACUCUGCCUCAUCCGCCCAGAGGUGCAGCUGCAGAGAGACACGCUGCUGCUGCGGGCGCCAGGGAUGGAGAGUCUCUCAGUGCCACUGGAAGCGAAUGCCCAGAGUCAGGUGUGUCAGAGCAGAGUGUGUGGAGACAGGGUGGAGACGCAGGACUGUGGGGAGGCGGCGGCGGACUGGCUCUCUGACUUCCUGGGGCAGACGUGUCGCUUGAUCAGACUCAACUCCGGCUUCACACGAGACGCAAAGAAGAAGAAGAGGACGAAGCAGCAGGAGUCCAGCCGAGAGGACGCCGCCUCCUCUCCUCUCUCGCUGGUGAACGAAGCCCAGUACUUGAUGAUAAACAGAACCAGCGCAGAACAUAUUCACCGCAUCAUUCACAACAGAGACGACCUGACCUCAGACCAGAACCUGUUUCUCGACGUGGAUAAUGUUGUUUCCCGUUUCCGAGCAAAUCUGGUGGUGUCUGCGGCGACGGCGUUCAAGGAGGACGAGUGGUCUCAGCUGACGAUCACCAACACUGUCUUCACGGUGACGGGGAAGUGCAGCCGCUGUCACAUGGUCGGAAUAAACCAGGAAACUGGAGACAGAACCAUGGAGCCUCUGAGGACUCUGUCUGUGUACAGGGACCAGGGGAAGGUGACGUUUGGGGUGUACCUCUCCCACCAGCUCCCUCAGGACUCCAGCCGGACCACAGUCCUCAGAGUGGGCUCCCGUGUCCAGCCUCAGACCAUCUCCAGUCCUGGCCCAGACCCUGUUUAG